Cyclospora cayetanensis is the source of this 2341-nucleotide messenger RNA. Its product is annotated as DNA replication licensing factor MCM4. The transcript is spliced from 11 exons. Gene Ontology annotation, biological process: double-strand break repair via break-induced replication; DNA strand elongation involved in DNA replication; mitotic DNA replication initiation. Gene Ontology annotation, cellular component: nucleus; MCM complex. NCBI's taxonomy places the organism in Eukaryota, Apicomplexa, Conoidasida, Eucoccidiorida, Eimeriidae. The annotation marks the transcript as partial. The record is from RefSeq and is a predicted model, not a curated record. Gene Ontology annotation, molecular function: ATP binding; single-stranded DNA binding; single-stranded DNA helicase activity.
AUGGAGGAGGAUCUAACACCGCCGAGGCCUCGCCAGGCUGCGACGCCUCUCCAUGCAACGCAGGGUGCCUCAGAAACUGAAGGGCAGAGGAGUCAUCCUCAGAGCUUUCAGGCAACGCGAUCACCGAUAUCCAGGAGGAGAGCCUGGGGCAGUGGCGAAAUGGGUGCAGCGAGUCAAGGGUCCUUGUUGGGGGGAUCGCACGGGGGGCCCCUGGGGGGCCCCCCUGCCUCCUCGGGAGCCGCCAGCGAAUACGGCGGCACUCCACUGGCUAUUAGAAGAGUGCGCUUCGCAAGAGCUGAUCUUGGAGACAUGGGCAGAGAAUUUCUCCUCCUAGAUGCAGAAAUGCAGCGCCUCCCCGAGCUGCCAAGGGACGUGGUGGACCCCGAUAUGGAGAGGCGUUUUGACGAUUUUCUCAAUAACUUCUGUCUCGAAGACUUCGACGGAUUGGUGCAGACUCUUGAAGAGGACUUAGAACUGGUUUCUGGAGCGUGGCAGCCGCAAGUGGAUUCUUCAUUCAGCAUUGGCGAUCGCCCCCGUGCCCUCUAUCUUUUGAAGUUGCUUCGCUUUCUGGAAACGAGGGGAUCGGCAGCAGCAGCGGGCGGCGCGGAGCGCCUCGCCUUUGGGGUGUCUCUACAGCACAUCUACGCCUACAGUCCUCUCCUGUACACAGCCAUCGUGAAUGCACCGCAGGACGCCACUGCAGCCUUCGAUGCGAUCUUGCGCGCCAAGUUUGCCGAGCUGAGAGAGCUUCACGGCCUUUUCCAGCCUGAGACGGAGCGAGCAGCAGCUGAUGAACUCUUGCUGCAACAGGCCCCCCGUCUUCGUCUGCACUCGAAGCCUCCAGCGCUUUUGGAUUCCCUUCGAUCUUUGGACCCCACAGUCGAUGUUGAACGCCUAAUUUGCUUGCGGGGAGUGGUUAUUCGGGUGUCUGAAGUCAUCCCUGAAAUGACGCUUGCCGCCUUUCGGUGCCACGGUGAGACGCGAACGGACGUAACCGGCUAUGCGCGUGGUCAGAGCCUCUGCAGCCACGAGAAGUAUGAAUGCGUUCUCAACGGGGAUGUUGUUCAGCCCUCACGCUGCCCAGCAUGCAACGCGGCAAAUUCAAUGUCUUUGUGGCUGGAGCAGUGUGCCUUUGCCUCCAAACAGCUUAUCAAGAUCACGGAAGCUCCCGAAAAUCUCAAGCCGGGAGAAACGCCGCAAAGUCUCACUGUGUAUGCCUAUGACGAGCUCGUCGACUCCUGCAGACCAGGCGAUCGCGUUGAAAUCACAGGCAUCUUCAAGGCUUCUCCCAUGCGCGUAAACCCCCGCAUGCGGAUGCAGCACUCCGUGUUCAGAACAUACGUCAAUCUGCUGCACGUCAUAAGGGACGAACGCGAUAAGGCCACCCGUUCCAGCGCCGUUGCUGCUGCUCAGCAACAACAACACCAGCAGCAACAGCGAGAAGAAGAAAGCGUCAGCUUUUCUCCUGACCUCGAGAGACAAAUCGUUGAGCUCUCGCAGCAGCCCGAUAUCUACAACUUAUUGGUGUCUUCACUGGCACCGUCGAUUGUUGGAAGGGAUGACGUCAAGAAAGGCAUUCUCUGCCAGCUCGUUGGCGGCUCACGGCUGCAACAAGAGUCGGAGCAGCAGCUUCAGGCGAGGCAGCAACAAAGGCAAUCACUCCACAGAAGCGAGCUUCACGUGCUCCUCUGCGGUGAUCCCGCAACUGCAAAGUCGCAACUUCUUCAAUAUGUCCAUCAGAUUGCACCGAGGUGUGUAUACACUUCAGGCCGCGGGAGCAGCGCCGUGGGCCUCACUGUUGCGGUGUCUCGGGAUCCUGACACGCGCGAGUUUGUUUUAGAGAGUGGAGCAGUUGUUCUGGCAGAUGGCGGCGUCUGCUGUAUCGACGAAUUCGAUAAAAUGGAGGAAAACGCAAGGGCUAUUCUGCAUGAAGUGAUGGAGCAGCAGAGCGUCACUGUGGCGAAGGCUGGCAUUGUAGCUUCCCUUAGAGCACGUACAGCUAUCCUGGCAUCUGCGAAUCCCAUCAACUCGCGAUACGAUCGCCAGCGCGCGGUUGUCGAAAACAUCAACCUUCCACCAUCUCUUUUCUCGCGAUUCGACUUGAUUUACCUCUUGUUAGAUACGGCAUGCCCCGUAGCAGAUAGAACACUUGCUGCCAAGCUGUGCAGAUCCUUCGCUGGUGGCGCUAGUUCGGAAGAAGAGGCCCGUCCCCCAAUAAGCAAGAGUCUGCUUGCCUCGUAUCUAGCAUACUGUCGAUUUCGAUGUCAGCCGAGACUGUCUCUUGCUGCACGCGAUGCCCUUCGGACGGAGUAUCUGCGAAUGCGAAGACGUGACACGUCCA